Messenger RNA from Anneissia japonica, 4387 nucleotides. RefSeq lists its product as uncharacterized. The transcript is spliced from 13 exons. The record is from RefSeq and is a predicted model, not a curated record. Gene Ontology annotation, molecular function: protein binding. Gene Ontology annotation, biological process: regulation of apoptotic process; signal transduction. Bases 250 to 2418 code for a protein of 722 amino acids. Lineage: Eukaryota; Metazoa; Echinodermata; Crinoidea; Comatulida; Comatulidae.
ACACCAAUCAAAACAUGGUGGCGUUAACGCUUGGAAAUCCCAUAUCCGAAAAUACACUUUUCUUUGUUAUUCAUAUCUCACCUAUGUAAACCCAUUGUUAAACUCCAUUUUGGUUAUACCAAUCUACCAUCAUUGUGCAUAUCAAUGGUAGUUGUCGAUAAGGGUUGUUAUUAGGAGUCGUAACAUCAUCGAAACCCAUCUUAAGAAGGGAAGUAACCGACAGCAAGUGAUCUGUAUCUAUAAGACAAAAUGGCCCCCAAAAAAGGAAUAUCUAAAGAAAAGUUUAACGACAUCAAAGCAGUUGUUUCAAGUUGGUAUGACCGCAAUAAAUUAGUCAGUAUGCUGAAAGUUGUGUUCAAAGACCAUUUAGCAACUAAUAAUUUGUCCAACGCUACAAGAACGGUUGACAUUUUGAAUUUAUUGUAUGGUGCUGGUCAUCUCAGUCCGACUGACCUUACUUUACUAUAUGAAACCAUAGAACUCACUAUGCAAGAAGGGCUGGAGGAAGAAAUUAAGGAAAUUUUACCGUCAAUCCCAAAUAUUAGGCCUAUUGAUGAUGAUAGCCCUUUUUCAAGGUUCUCACCCUACAGGCAAAAAAUCGUGAUGUUCGGAUUUGAAUUGAAGAACAAGGACAUAGAAGCAAUCGAUGGGAAUAUUAAUAUUCCAAACAUGAACUAUGUUGAUAGUUGGUGUAUGAUCAGCGAUUUAGAACACAGGCUGAUAAUUUGUGAAAAAGACAUUGAAAAAUUCAAAGGAAAAUUGAGGAGGCUUAAGCUCGAUAAUGCCAGAAAAGUAUUUGAAGACGAUUUUAUUCCAAACCGCAAACGCAAUAUUCAAACAUCUCAGGAGGAAGGGCCUAAAGAAAAGGAAAGAAAAGUAGAACAAUCAAUAGAAAGUCCAAUAAACGCUAACCCGGGAAGUAGUCUCCAAUCUGAUGUAGGAAGCAGUCUCCGAUCUGAUGUGUCGGUACAGAUGAGUGAGAAGAAUCAGGGGUAUAUAAUGCUAAGCUAUAACCAUACCCACCAGAAAGUCGUAAAAAUGAUAAGAGAUCGAUUGAGGGAACUGACUUACGACGUCUGGAUUGAUAUAGAGAAAAUGACUGGAUACGUUAAAAGUACGAUGAAGAAAGCCGUCAAAGAUGCUGGCAUAGUUCUGAUAUGUUUAUCAAAGAAAUACGAAAAAAGUAGGAACUGCAAAUUCGAAUGUGAUCGCAUUCAGGAAUACAACAAGGCUUUCAUUCCGCUGAUUAUGGAUGACUUUGAUAAAACCAAUUCAUGGCUUGAAGAGCUUAUUGAUGAUCGCAUGUAUGUCUCAUUUAAGGAAGAGGCAAAACUUGAAGAAAGCUUUACGAAACUGCAAAAAGAACUAAUCGGCAAUAAAUGGGAAGAUUUAGCUCCCCGAUCGGAAACCAAAUCAAACAAGGUUGGAGCCCUGCCUACCACACACAAACAAGGCAUACCACCGACCGAUCAGUGUACCUCCGCUGAAGUGCUUCGGGAUCAAUCGGCACGGGGCGAUAUUCAUCUCCCUUCUGAAGACAAGGAUCUUGAAGAUUUAGCUCCCAGAUCGGCCAAUAAAUCUAAACGAGGAAACGUAAAAACCACUGACAGUUUGUCCCAGCCCAGCAGCGAUUCAAACAAGGACGGAGCCCUGCCUACCACACACACACAAAGCAUACCACCGACCGAUCAGUGUACCUCCACUGAAGUGCUUCGGGAUCAAUCAGCACUGCUUCGGGAUCAAUCGGCACUGGGCGAUAUCCACCAUCUCCCUUCUGAAGACAAGGAUCUUGAUGAGGAAGUACAGCAUCCACAUCCAAAUGUGCUUCUACCCUCUUCUGUACAAACAGCAUCUCAGCCCACUACAAGUGUAAACCAAUUGCAAGUAAGAGAGCCAAGGUUUACAAGAAUGAUAGAAGACAUCUCAAAGAACAGCGGUGAAGACAUAAACAUAUGGAAAGUAGCCCUCAAAGAUCACAUUAAGGACGUCAAUGUAUUAGACAAAGCUGUAUCUACAAAGCCACUGUUAAAUGAAUUAAUGAGACGUUCAGUUCUAGAGGAAGGGGACGUAAGCAUCAUAUUAGAGACCAUAAAACUAACGGACGCUUUGCAUUUGAAGAAAUACAUCCCCAAUUGCCCACCACCUAAAAAUAUAAUAAUCACUCACUUUACAAAAUUUAGGCAAUCUGUUAUUGCUUUCGGAAUGAAACUCAUUAGUGAUGAUGUUAUGUUGAUUGCACAGAGUUAUAAUCGCCGUUAUCGAAUUAAUCGUCAGUACAAUGAUAAAUGGUCCCUGAUACUGGACUUGGAAAGAAAUGCCAUAUUAACGGAUGAUACUACUUCUUUGGCUGAUUUCAAAUCUAACUUAAAUAUGCUUGGACUGCAGGAAUUAAGUAAAUUGCUUGAAUACUCAGUCUAGGUUACAGGUAAAAGAUAUUUCAUAGUCUAGAGAGCAAAAACAUGAAUACAAUGUGAAUAAGCCUAAACAUCUAAUCCCCAGCAUACAUCCGACGAGAUAUCUCGGGUCAAUGAAUAAUCGAUCUUAACUCAAAACAGAAGAUUUCACGCUAUUAUCAUUGCCUAGAGGUUUUAACCCUCCAUGUUUGUUAGGCAAUCAAGGUAAUUAACACAAGUAUUUAGGAUGAUUCCUGGGGUCGGUGCUGAUCAUAAGAAAACCUUGCAAAAUCACAAUCUUUGUAAUUUUAACCCAUCUAGCACAUGGACCAAAUUUUAUCACAACAAAGUAUAUGAAUGUACAUCACCAAAACAAUGCUACACCAUUAUCAGUUGGAAAUGUGAUAAUGUGAUUUAAGACUCCUACUACACCGGAUAGCAGUCACAUUCCUAUCGUAAUGCAUUGGGAAAAACUUGCAAAAAGAAAAAUAAUGAGUUAAUGUAAAGAAAAUGUAAUACUUGUAUAUAGACCACAUUUUGUCACAACAAAGUACUAUAUAUGUAAAUCACAAAAUAUAAAAUCUUACAUAAUAUCGGGUCGGGAAGAUAAUGUAAGACGCCUACAAAAUACUCCUUUCACUAGUAACAUUCCUACCAUAAUUCAAUUUCUAUGUUGAUAUUGACGAAGUUAUUUUACUUUCAAAUGAGAAAGUCAAUUUUAUGUAUGUUUCAUAGAAAAAUACAUCUUUUAUUAAUAAAUAGCAAAGUGUAGUUAGUAUGUUAAUUUCAGUAGAAAUUUGAAGUUUUAUAAUAACGUUUGCUAUGUUGAUGAACAACCAAGUGUUUAGUUAGUAUAUAAACUUCAGUAGAAAUAUUAAGUUUUAUCAUAAUGUUUGUUAUGUAUUUAGAUAACCAAAUGUGUUUAGUUAUUAUAUUAGUUUUAGUAGAAAUUUUAAGUUUCAUGAUAAAUUAUGCUGUGGUAAUGAACAACCAAAUGUAUUUAGUUAGUAUAUUAUUUUCAGUAGAAUCUUAAGUGUCGUGAUAAAAUUGGCUCUGUUAAUAAACAAAAAUACGUUUUGAUUUAGUAAAAAAAUAUAUAAUUGCUUAAUAUAGUUUACUACUGCUUACUGUUUUCUAUAAGACACAUUUACUAAAGGUUGUGGUAAUUUAAAAUUAUUACUGUACAUAUGUUAUCUUUAGAACAAUGUGUAAACUUUUCAUUAUGUAGUAAGUGGUACAUUUUUAUACUAAGGAUUAGAAUUUUCCAUACCUGGGAUACAUUAUUUUAAGAACUUUACUUUUUGGGAGUUGUCCAUACUCGACAGCGGUAGUGAUUUUAAAGUAAAUUUGGUAAACUUAGAUUAGUAUCAAGUAUUUUCUUUUUAGGUAUGUGUUCAAUAGAUGUACAAACACAACUUUAAUAACAAUUAUAGGAUAUAUGAGUGAUGAUUUGCCAUCCGAACUGACGUGUUAUCGUACCAAAUACUCAGUACGUUCCCAAAUCGCAAGUGAUUUGGGUAGGAAUCGAACCCACGACCUCCAUAUAACUAGCCUAUGUAAUAACAGGAUAACUGUAGAACUGUUUCAUUGAUAAUCCAGUGAGCACAAUGAAUGUGAAAUUACUGGGAUGUUAUCAACAUGACAAUAAUAAUACGCAAAACAGGUAAAACUAUUUAAAUAAAUAGGAUAAUUUGAAUAAAACUGCCAACCACAAACCAUUAUGACACAGCAUUUUACGUUCUCACUCGUAGGACUGCAAUUUAUGCCGGUAAGCAGGGUGACAUAUAUAAACGCCGCAGUUACUCUUUUACAGCCUCAAAACACCAUUUUGUGGAUCCUAAUUGCAGGUUUUUUUUACAAAUUAACACAUUUUCAUGCUGAUCGACUUUCUAUUCUUUCAACAGUUUUGAAAUCAAUUCAUUGAAAGUGAUUAGUUUUGUAUGUUUAGUGGUUAGUGUUUUACCAACAGUGAAUAAAACCCCUAAGAAACAAUA